AUGUCAUCUGCAUACGCAAAGCAAAAGCUGAAGCUGUCACGCGAUGCCUUGGCGAAAAAGGACUGGUCAGCAGCUGCCGAAGCUGCAAAUAGCGUUCUCGAGCAAGAGAGCGACAACUACAAUGCAAACGUCUUCCUCGGACUUGCACUCUUGAAUCAAGAAAAGUUCGACGAGUCAGAAGCAGCUUACAUCAAAGCCACACGCGAUCAACCAACACAGCUUCUAGCCUGGCAAGGACUGCAGAAGUUCUACGACCAACGAAAGAGCUGGGAUAAGCUUCGAGACGUACUGUACAAGCUGAUGCAUCUCUACAAUGAUGCUGGAGAUGCUACCAAGUGCGCAGAGGCCUUUCAACGGCUGCUAGCCUUGGAAAGGGAGGAGGGCGGGCGAAGGAGGCUUAUCGAUGCGUUGGCUUUUCUUCUGCCCGACUCCAAGUACUAUACAUGCCUAUCCUCGCUCGAGCUUCCAGAUCAGACACAACCGGACAAGACUUCAACUUUUGACACGCAGAUGGCCAUCCACGCCAAGAGCUUAGACACAUUGCUCGAGAUGACGGAUCUAUCGGAAAAGUGGGAAGCAGAUACGAUACAAAAACAGGUGGACAAGCGCAGAUUGCGUCUCGAUGGAGCCAACAAGGGCAAGGAGGCUUUGACCAAUCAAGUGCGUCUCGAAGUCUACUCCGCCUCGCAGUUACCCAGCCUUUACGAACAGAUCUUGUCACAUCCGAACGCGGAGGAUGAGCUGCGAAUCGAUGUUGAAGCCAAACUACUGCGACACCGACUCGGCCUACUCACCUCGUAUCCGACAAAGCAGCUCGGCAGAGGUUCAGCGCCAACUGGCACAGCAGCAGUCGACCGUCAAGAAGAGGACAAAAAAGAGCAAGCUGAACUGGCACAAGACGAGAAAAAGCUCAGUCUCAGGCACGAAAUUCUCAAACUCGCUUCGGGUAUGGUCAUCAUCGGCUUGCUCGACGAGUUGGCGUGGGAGAUCGAUCUCGAGUGGCGUCCUGUCCGAUCGCUUGCUAAUUUACCUUUGGAACAGAUUCGAAAGUUCAUCACUCUCUUCCCAAGGUCUGGCCGCACGAAAGCUUUCCGAUCAUAUUUGCUUCUGAUCAAGGACGAGCAGUAUCUGCACGAAACCAAGGAGGCAGAAAAGCAAUCCGAUGUCGAGAUCGAACAGCCAAAGACUCAGGAUGACUUGCUCAAUCUGGCUAUUGACGGUCUUGAAGAGUGCCCAGACUCGAUUUUGGCGCAUCGUAUCGCUGCAACCUUCUACCUGCUUGAUCGCGACUACCAGUCAGCAUCUGAGGUAGCCAGUUCGGCGCUUCAUGUCGUCAGUCGCAUCGAGGCGGAUACUGCUGUUGAUCUCGAGCAGACUCGUAUUGGCAUUUCACGAACGCUUCUGACGGCUCUCACUCACCUUCAUCCGCCGCAGCACCAUGCUCGAGCAUCUCGUCUGGUCGAUACCGCCCUUCAAGUCGAUCCUUCUGACAUCGACACUCUUCUCUGCAAAGCCUACAUCGAGCAGAACGCCGGUCGCUGGUACUUAGCCCGUUCCGUCUUCGAAAAAGUCCGCAGCAUUGUCUCCUCCCUCGACACCACCGCAUAUAGAAAUCGCAUCGAACGCCUUCUCUCCCUCAGCUCAGACUCGGACCAAGAGGCAUGGAUCGAAAUCGCCUGGUGCGAUUUAAAUCUCUUUAACCUCGACCAAGCUAAAUCCGAGAUGGAAGCAAUCCUCGAACGCAUCGAUCCCAUCACAUGCGAAGGCGCUACUGCGGAACUGCGUGCCAAGCUCUGGUGGCGUCUCGGCCGAUGUCUUUGGCUCAUGGACGGAGUGUAUCGUACAAACCCGGAACAUGCUUUCACUGCAUUCAUCACUGCUUUGAAGCGCAACCCAGCAUUUGCGCCUGCGUAUACUUCGCUCGGUUUCUACUAUGAAGAUGUCCUUCAGCCGCCGGAUCUGGUAAGGUCGAGUAAGUGCUUUCAAAAAGCCUUCGAGUUGGACGCGUGUGAGGAUGAGGCAGCAAGAAGGUUGGCUGUUGGUUUUGCGGAGGAGCAGGAGUGGGAUUUGGUAGAAGUGGUGGCGAGAAGGACUAUCGAAGGUGAAGGUGGUGCUGAUGCGAUCGGAGGCAACACUGCUGCUGCUGUUCAAGCUUCGAGAAGACAUCUUUCGAGGAAUGCAUGGGCUUGGAAGGCGAUUGGAAACGUCGAAGUCGCAAAGAAGCGAUUUGAAGAUGCUAUUCUUGCAUUCCAGAUCGCUUUACGAGCUGAACCAGAAGAUCAAGUUUCAUGGCAACGGCUCGGUCAAGCUUACGCUCUAGCCGGUAGACACGUCGCAGCGCUCAAAUGCUUCGCUAAGUGUCUCGAACUCGUCAAAGCCACUGCCGACCCCAAAGAAGACGGUUGGCAAGCAGAAUACAGCAUCGGAGACGUCCACCUCGAUUUGGGCAACUUCGACACUGCUAUCGAGACAUUCUCCUGGAUCCUUUGCCGUCAUGUUGACGAACUUGGCGUCAGGAUAGCGCUUAGCAACGCAUACUUGCUAUCGUCAAGGAAGGAAUUAAUGACGGGGUAUGCGGAACGUGCGGAGUUGUCGGCACGACGUGCGAUCAAGGAAGCUGCCCAUGCGCUGUUGAAGCACGAUAAGCAUUUGAGGUCGGCUUGGAAGAUCGUUGCGGAUGCCGUGUUUCACCUUAGCAAGUUUGGGAGGCUGCAGAAGGAUGACGCUUUUCAUGAUCUCAGUGUCAGUGGAGAGUUGGGACCAUUGCUGAAGUUGGCGAAGGAGCUGGAUACUGAUGCCAAGCUGCCCUCGAUUAGCGUUAUUACUCAUGACAAGCUGGGGUUGAAAGCCGGAAACGAGAUCUCGCCUUUCCGUCUCCUCCAAACCUCUGUUUAUCUGUAUAAGCUGCGAGUAGUGCUUAACGCGACAGACGACAAGGUCGCAGGUAGUGCAUGGGCCGAUCUCGCCACAUCUCUCUACUGUCUUUCCCGUGCACUCCUCCUUCUGUCUUCUCAAGCCCAACUCUCAGCCCCCGAAUCAACUCCUCUCACAGAGUACGCCCAAACCCAGUCGGACUCAGCACGCCUGCAAGCAAUCGGAAGCAUCAAAGAAGCCCUCCGCCACGAACCCGGUCAAGAAUCGUACUGGCUUCUCCUGGGAAACCUCACCUUCCACUCCUCUGUUAAGCUCGCACAGCACUGUUUUGUCCGAGCAAUCGAAAACGCCCCGAAAUCCGCCAUUGGAUGGACCAAUCUCGGCCUACUGUACCUUCACCACGGAGAUGUUGAACUGGCAAAUGAAAGUCUGAUCAAAGCUCAAACCGUAGACCCAGACUAUGGAGCCGCUUGGGUAGGUCAAGCGCUCAUAGCUAAGCAUUUUGGAGACGAGCGUGCCUCUCGGGUGCUUUUCGAACACGCGGUUAUACUGACGGAGGGCAGUGUGGGCGAAGCGGAUUAUGGGUUAGGUCAAGCUGUGUUUGAUUCACUUCGCUCCGGUGGUGGCGGUGUGGGAGUAACGGAGGGAACGUUGAGCGGGGCAAGUUUUGCCAUGAGUGCGUAUAUAAUGGGUACUCCGGAUGAUGUAGAUGCGUUACAUCUUUCUGCGCUGAUUUGUGAGAGGUUGGGACAGGUAGAUUUGGCGAAAGAGCGAAUUGAAAAGGCGGCGGGAUUGUUGGAGGAGAGAUAUGAGAAGACGGAGGAGGUGGGUGUUGCGCGGCAGUAUGCGGUUGCGGAGGCGAAUCUGGGUAGGAUAAGAUUGGCGGGCGGUGACCAUAUAGGCGCAGCGGAAGCGUUUCAGGCUGCGGUCGGUUUGCUUGAUGGCGGAGAUGGGGAAGAGGAGGAGGUGGGUGAAGGAGGGGAUGGGAAGAUUGAGAACGAGUUGAUCCGGGAUGCGAAAGUUCAGGCUCGAAUGGGACUCGCUCUCGCACGUUACUUCUCUGAUGAGAAGGAGAAGGCUCUUUCGACGAUUCAAGAAGCUAUCGCCAGUGCCUCAGAGUCUGACUCUCGCGCAACUCAACUGGACCUCACAUUGCAUCACGCAAAACUUCUAUUCGCAAUCCAAGGCAAAUCUGGCAUCGAAGGAGUCAAAUCGCAUCUCCUCUCGAACAUCGAAUCGUCUCCUGAAGGCUCUCCCGUUCAUGUCCCAUCCAUUCUCGCACUCGCAGUCCUCGCCCUAGCCAGCGACGACGCGGAUCUUCUGGACGCAGCACAGAGCGAACUCGAAUCCCAUCUCUCCACCUCUUCUUCCUCGACCAGCAUCGACGAAGUAAUCCGCCUCCUCAUCGCCAUUAAAUCCCUCACCUCACCCAACAAUCCCGCAGCACUGGAAUUGGUACACAACACAAUCCAAUCCAUGAUCUCAAGCCGGGAGAAGGAUCAAAGAUCUCUCUUCCGUCUCCAUCUCGUUUAUCUCUCCCAUGCAGCUCACCUGCUGGAGACUGGAGUGGAUCUGGGUGAGGAAGUAAGGUCGCAGGUGGUAGCAUACACAAGUUUGGCCCAAGACUUGUUCCAAUCUUGUGCACCUUUGUUUACCGAGGUGGAGAAGGAGAAGCCAAAGCUACUGGUGUUGCUGGCGAGGUUGAAGAAGAAGUUAGGCGAGGAAUUGGGGAGAGGGGUGCAACAGGAUCCGGAAACGUUGAGGAAGUUGGCUGUUUUGGAUUCGCCUUGGAGUCUUGUUGCUCCCACCUCAUCAUGGUUCUCCACACUUCAUUCCGAGCAAUAG
Molecule: messenger RNA, 4719 nt
Organism: Ustilago hordei
Lineage: Eukaryota; Fungi; Basidiomycota; Ustilaginomycetes; Ustilaginales; Ustilaginaceae
Exons: 1
Coding region: 1-4719 (1572 amino acids)
Cellular component (GO): Ski complex
Molecular function (GO): protein binding
Source: RefSeq, a predicted model, not a curated record